This is a messenger RNA of Ziziphus jujuba (common jujube), 1433 nucleotides long. RefSeq lists its product as uncharacterized. The transcript is spliced from 3 exons. The coding region runs from base 153 to 1112 and encodes 319 amino acids. The record is from RefSeq and is a predicted model, not a curated record. Lineage: Eukaryota; Viridiplantae; Streptophyta; Magnoliopsida; Rosales; Rhamnaceae.
CAACUACAUCGGAAUUUCACCGACUUUGAAAUUGGAUUUAUUUUUGGCCGAAAGGCUCUGAAAUUGGAUUUGUUGGUGUUAUGCGUAGCUGGGUAGAGACCGAGAGGCAGACAGAGUAAGAAGGAGAAAGAAGAAGAGAGAGAUAGAGAGAGAUGGAGAGCGUGGUGAGAGAAAGCAAAGAGGUGAGAAGGGAAGGCAUGGAAAGCAUAGCGGAGAGAUUGUCGUUAAUGGAGGACCUCUACUUCCCUCGAGCCCUCCUUUCCUUCGCCACCAACCCUCCCCAACGCAAGUCCCUCCUCCUCGACCUCCUCCACCGCGACGUUGCCGUUUUCUUGGAACGCUACGGUUCAAAAUUGACCUCUGAUGAGCUCCGGGAAUUCGAUAUUCUCAAUGACAAUUAUGAGAUUAAUUGGCAUUUGAAGCAUCUAAGAAGCAUAAUGAGUCCGACAUCGGACGAGUUGCGUUCGAGGUCAGUAACGGUUAAAAACAGGAGACGUGCUUACCUGGAUAAGCUGAUAUUUGAUGGGCAAUACUUCUCUGAGGAUGCAAUGAGGGAUAGAGAACCAUAUUUGCAUCAUGAGUAUGUGGGGAAAUUUCAGGAUUUGAGUGGGAGGAGUAUGGCUAGACCAGGGGAGAGGUGGUCAGAGACUUUGUUGAGGAGGUCAGAAGAAGCUAUUUUGAUAUCGAAGAUUAGAGGAGAGCAACAGAGGUUGGGUGUGGAUGAGAGGGAAUGGGUUGGUGGUGAAAGACAUCAAGAAGAAGAAGAGGAAGAGGAAGAGGAAGAGGAAGAGGAAGAGGAAGAGGAGGAGGAGGAAGAAACUAGGGAGGCAAAUGGAGGUGCAGACUCUGCAAAGAUACUCUCAGAACAUCCCGAUGGAACCAAUGGUACCCAGUCCACCAUGGCAGGAAGGUGCGAGGAAACAACUUUAUCUGCUGCGGAGUUGCAAGAUCAGAUGGAUCAGUUUACCUACAUAAUGCAUGAGAAGUUUCUUUUUGGGGAAGACCAUGAACAUAUAGACUACUCAAAAAUAGACAAUGACGAGACCUUAGAUGACCACUGGCUGAGGCAAGCCAACAAUGAUGCAGAGGAAAAGUACUUCGAUGAAGAUUAAGAAGAUCUCAAGCUUCAUUUUGAUAUUUGCGGCAAUACUCGUAUGUUCAACAGUCUUAUGAUUACAACUAUAUAACAUACUGGGUUCUGUGUAAAUGUUAUUUGACCAGCGGUUUGUUUUAGUUGCUUGCUUGGUCUUUAGUUAAACGUCCAUCCCAAGAAUUUGAGGGAACCAUUUGGGAUGGCUUAUAUGUUGUGCCAUAUGCCUGUAAACAUGUAGCUUUUAAGUGCUAGUCUAAUUGAAGAUUGAGGCUUGAACCAGAAGGUUUCAAAUCGGAUUUUCGUUGUCUUCUUAGUGACAUAUAAUAAUUUUUUAUUCUCA